Messenger RNA from Linderina pennispora, 2096 nucleotides. RefSeq names its product PLP-dependent transferase. Gene Ontology annotation, biological process: ceramide biosynthetic process; sphingosine biosynthetic process. The transcript is spliced from 2 exons. Gene Ontology annotation, cellular component: serine palmitoyltransferase complex. The record is from RefSeq and is a predicted model, not a curated record. Bases 282 to 1886 code for a protein of 534 amino acids. NCBI's taxonomy places the organism in Eukaryota, Fungi, Kickxellomycota, Kickxellomycetes, Kickxellales, Kickxellaceae. Gene Ontology annotation, molecular function: pyridoxal phosphate binding; serine C-palmitoyltransferase activity.
GAUUGGACCGCCUCGGUUGGGGAGGGGGAGUUUCAAUCGCGAAAUGCCCCUUUGGCCAGUCCAGUCCGAAUCAGCGUCCGCCUCUUGUCCCUUCGGAAAAUGGGCCUAGAUUCCAUCCCCAAAGACAUAAAAGACACAGGCGACCCAGAAACGGCCCCAAGAAAACACAACCCCAUCAAGAACGCUCACCAACUAUUUCUCUCUUAUUUUUUUCCGCAUACUUUACAACCUCUCUUUACCUCAAUUUGUUUUUCUAUCAUCUACGCACUUAAUUUCCAACCAUGGGCAAGGGACAGCGUGCCGCAACGGCCUACAAGAGCACCGAGUACAUCUCGCAGCAGCGGGACGAGGACGGGCUGAUUACGCACCCGUUCACGGCCGCACCCACGUCGAGCUCCUCGCUGCUGGGCGACAAGAAGCCGACGUUCACCCUGGUGACGACGUACCUGAGCUACCUGAUGCUGAUAGUGUUUGCGCAUAUCCGCGACUUCUUUGGCAAGAUCUUCUACCCGGGCCAGUACGUGCAGCUGCGAGAGCAGAACGGGUUUGCGCCGAUGGUGUCUGAUUUCGAGAGCCUGUGGAGCCGGCGGCUGUACGGGCGGAUCCGCGACUGCUUCAACCGGCCGAUUACGGGCGUGGCUGGGGGCCAUGUGGCGCUGCUGGAGAGGUUUUCGCGCGACUUUAACCGUACCUUUGAGUUCACCGGGCGUCUGCGCAAUGUGCUGAACCUGGCGUCGUACAACUACCUGGGAUUUGCGCAGAGCGAGGGCCCCUGUGCUGAUACCGUCGAGCAGGCGAUGCGCGAGCACGGGCUGACGCAGGGGUCGUCGCGGGCCGAGGCUGGCCGCACGCAGCUGCUGGUGGAGGCCGAGGAGACUGUGGCGCGGUUUGUGGGCGCCGAGUCGGCGCUGAUUGUGUCGAUGGGCUACGCGACCAAUGCGUUGAGCAUCCCGGCGCUGGUGGGCAAGGGCAGUCUGAUUGUGUCGGACGAGCUGAACCACAGCUCGCUGGUGUCGGGAGCGCGGCUGUCGGGAGCAGCAAUCCGGGUGUUCCGGCAUAACAGCACCCGCGACCUGGAGAAGGUCCUGCGCAAGAGCAUCUCGCAGGGCCAGCCACGCACGCACCGGCCGUGGCGCAAGAUCCUGGUGGUGAUCGAGGGCCUGUAUUCGAUGGAGGGCGAGUUCUGCAAGCUGCCCGAGGUCCUGGAGCUGCGCCGCAAGUACGGGUUCUACCUGUUCGUCGACGAGGCCCAUUCGAUUGGCGCUCUGGGUCCGCGCGGCCGCGGUGUCUGCGACCAUUUCGGCGUCGACCCGCGCGAGGUCGAUGUGCUUAUGGGCACCUUCACCAAGAGCUUUGGUGCUGCCGGCGGGUAUAUUGCUGGGUCGCGGCAGCUGAUCGACUACCUGCGCCUGCAUUCGCAUUCGGCCGUGUACGCCGAGGCCAUGAGUGUGCCGGUGUUGGCGCAGGUUCUGUCGUCGAUGCGCAUGAUCAUGGGCGAGGACCGCGAGCACGCGCUGGAGGGCCAGCAGAGGCUGGACCAGCUGGCGAUCAACUCGCGGUACUUUGCGCGGCGCCUGGUGGAGCUGGGCUUCAUGACCAUGGGCGACAAGGGCAGCCCUGUGAUCCCCCUGCUGCUGUUCAACCCGGCCAAGAUCCCGGCCUUCUCGCGCGAGUGCCUGGAGCGCAAUAUCGCCGUGGUGGUUGUGUCGUACCCGGCCACGCCGAUUAUCACCGGUCGCGUGCGCUUCUGCAUCUCGGCCUCGCAUACCCGCGAGGACCUCGACUUUGCGCUCAAGCAGAUUGACGAGAUUGGCGACUUGCUGGAGCUCAAGAUGGUCAAGGGCAACGACGCGCAUAUGCAGGCUGCCCUCAAGAAGCUGGAGUAAUAGCUGCUCAUAUUUAUUGCCUGUGGGUUUCCGUUACCUGCAUCCCUUCCCCCCGACUCUAUACUUAAUCUAUCUCUUUUCUCUCUUUAUAAACAAAUUCCAUUGGCAUGACUACGAGUCCGUGCUGUACAAAUGCUGCAUGUAUAGUGUGCUUGUUGCCAGUCACCAUCACAUCAGCCAACUCAGUAUCAAACCUACCCUGCAUUCCUG